CUGACUUUGACCUCCCAAACGCUCAUAGACAAAUCUCCUUCCUCAAAACUUCAUCACGUAAUUUUCUUUUCGCUAAUAAAUAAAUAUUCUGUUAUUCGAUCAAAAUUGGUUGAUUCAAUACUGCGCGCAGGACCGUAGCCUGAAAGGCUUAGCAGCUUGUUAAUGGCGUUGCAUACCGCCAGACGGCUCGCCCUGAUCCGACCCGGUGGAUUAUCCUCCUCCGCAAACCCUAUCUUCUUCGAUCGGAGUUUCUCGUCCUCCGCCGCAUCGGAUUCUAAUCUGAUUCGCGCCACCCUCUUUCCCGGAGACGGAAUUGGGCCUGAGAUCGCCGAGUCCGUCAAACAGUUAUGGGUUGUGCGUGCGUGUGUAGAGUUGAUGAUCCACGUGAUUGUUGAAGGAAUGGAGAUGGCUGAACAAUUGUGCAUUCGAGCACACGACCUAGAUUUUUCUUCACUUGAUUGCUGGUAUAACUUCACAAUAGGAGGAAAAAAAAUGACAAAUACUAAUGAAGGAGACUGUCCAAUUUUACACGAACUCUGUCCUGUCUGGCCGAGCCCUGUGUUUAAAGUUGCAGAUGUGCCUAUUGAAUGGGAAGAACAUUUUGUGGGGUCAGAAAUCGAUCCUUGUACCCAAAGUUUCUUGACACGGGAAAGUCUGGAAUCUGUGAGGCGAAACAAAGUCGGCCUAAAAGGGCCUAUGGCCACACCAAUCGGGAAAGGUCACCGCUCGCUUAACCUUACCUUGAGGAAAGAGCUCAAUCUGUACGCCAAUGUUAGACCUUGUUACAGCCUACCUGGCUACAAGACAAAAUACGAUGGUGUUGAUCUCAUUACUAUUUGUGAAAACACCGAAGGAGAAUACAGUGGUCUUGAACAUCAGGUGGUCAGGGGCGUUGUUGAGAGUCUCAAGAUCAUUACACGACACGCGAGUCUAAGGGUUGCAGAGUAUGCUUUUCACUAUGCUAAGACCCAUGGAAGAGAAAGAGUAUCUGCCAUUCACAAAGCAAAUAUCAUGCAGAAAACUGAUGGUCUUUUCCUUAAGUGUUGUCGUGAGGUUGCAGAACGUUACCCAGAGAUAAAAUACGAAGAGGUUGUGAUUGACAACUGUUGUAUGAUGCUUGUGAAGAAUCCAUCCCUUUUUGACGUGCUGGUAAUGCCGAACCUUUAUGGUGACAUAAUCAGUGACCUAUGUGCUGGUUUGAUUGGAGGCUUGGGCUUAACUCCCAGCUGCAAUAUUGGUGAGGGAGGUAUCGCCCUUGCUGAAGCAGUACAUGGCUCCGCACCUGAUAUUGCUGGAAAGAAUUUGGCAAACCCAACGGCUUUGCUCCUGAGUGCUGUGUCCAUGUUGCGCCAUCUGAAUCUUCAUGAGAAAGCAGAUAGAAUCCAAGACGCUGUACUGAAAACGAUUGCAGAAGGUAAGUACCGAACGGGCGAUCUUGGUGGGAAAUCGACGACUACGGACUUCACCAAGGCCAUCUGUGAUCAUCUUUCAACGGUCGAUAGUUCGAUGUAGUCUUCUGCAACAUUGUUUUCUUCGAAUGCAAAUUUUAGAUCAUUAAUUCAUUUUUGAGGAGAGGUUUUUUCAAAGCUAUUUUGCUUUUAAUGGAGCGAGUAAACUAUAGACACGAUGGCACUUUUUUUAAGGAGAAAAAAAAUCUUUGGGUGUUUGCAAAUUCGAGUGGAGACU
Messenger RNA from Striga asiatica, 1686 nucleotides. Lineage: Eukaryota; Viridiplantae; Streptophyta; Magnoliopsida; Lamiales; Orobanchaceae. The record is from the annotation of a GenBank genome assembly.